Saccoglossus kowalevskii is the source of this 421-nucleotide messenger RNA. RefSeq lists its product as uncharacterized. Gene Ontology annotation, molecular function: protein binding; peptidase inhibitor activity; hormone binding. Gene Ontology annotation, cellular component: apical plasma membrane; signaling receptor complex; extracellular region. Gene Ontology annotation, biological process: receptor-mediated endocytosis. The record is from RefSeq and is a predicted model, not a curated record. NCBI's taxonomy places the organism in Eukaryota, Metazoa, Hemichordata, Enteropneusta, Harrimaniidae.
GGUGAUGAAAUAACGCGACAACCAGGCCAUCCAUCUCCUGUCUGUGACAUGAAUUUUGAUUGCUCCGAUAAAAGUGACGAGAAAGGUUGUGAAUGUCGUGCGUAUAGCAUGCGGUGUUCAGAGACGGGAUAUUGUAUACACAAUUACAAACUCUGUGAUGGCAACGACGACUGUGGAGACGGUUCAGACGAAAACAAUUGUGUUUGCAGAGAAGACCAGUUUCGUUGUGAUAAUGGAAUAUGUAUGGCGUUGUCAUGGAAAUGUGAUGGUUAUGACGACUGUGGGGACAAUUCUGACGAACAAUCAUGUGAAGAAAAGUGACGUUUUACUUGUCAAAAAAGUCAUUAAUAUUGGCCUCCUUAAACACCAAUACACACGUAAUAAAUAGUAUGAAUAAAAAGGAGUAUCAUUACAAAUACUA